This is a messenger RNA of Nerophis lumbriciformis (worm pipefish), 1398 nucleotides long. The record is from RefSeq and is a predicted model, not a curated record. NCBI's taxonomy places the organism in Eukaryota, Metazoa, Chordata, Actinopteri, Syngnathiformes, Syngnathidae.
AUGUGUUGUACAGUACCCUCGGAGUGCUUUGUGUUUCUACUGGUGAUGUGCUCCCUCAAUAAGCUGCUUGUGGCUGAAAGUUCAGAGGAAGACCAUCAGGAACUUUUGAACCAUUACGGAGAACAUCCGCCGGCAAUCACCAAGGCCCAGUUCAGAUGCUUCCAGCGGAUGGUGAGAGGAGACGAUCAAUGCAAAACUCAAAGAACUGGACCAAAAUGUAACAUGACAUGGGACGGCUGGUUGUGCUGGGAUGAGACUGAAGCAGGACUCAUUACAGAACAACACUGCCCUGACUAUUAUAAGGACUUGGACCCUUAUGCGCUAGCAUCAAAAGUCUGUACGGAAUCAGGCAAGUGGUGGCGUCACCCAGACAGCAAUCGGACAUGGACCAACUUUACCAAAUGCCAUGCCAACACAACUCAUCAUGGCACGGUCGUGAUGACUCACUUCUACCUGGUCAUGAUUGGUCAAGGGCUGUCACUAGUCUCAUUGAUUAUAUCACUAGGAAUCUUCUUCUAUUUUAAGAGUCUGAGCUGCCAGAGGAUCACGUUGCACAAGAACCUCUUUGUGUCGUUUGUUCUGAACUCAGUCAUCACUGUAAUGUGGCUGACAAAAGUGGCCAAGGAACAAGGGCACGCUUCCAACGACUCAGUGAGUUGCAAGCUGCUCGCGUUCAUCCACCUCUACCUGUUUAGCUGCAACUACUUCUGGAUGUUGUGUGAGGGCAUCUACCUGCACACUCUCAUUGUGGUGGCCGUGUUUGCAGAGAAGCAGCAUCUCAUGUGGUAUUAUCUGCUCGGCUGGGGUUUCCCGUUGGUGCCAGCAGUGUUACAUUCCAUUGCACGCCACUGCUACUAUAAUGACAAAUGCUGGGUCAGCUCAGAUACAUCACUACUUUAUAUCAUUCACGGUCCCAUCUGUGCUGCAUUGGUGGUGAACCUCUUUUUCCUUCUGAACAUUGUGCGGGUUCUCAUUACUAAGCUGAGAGUUACCCACCAGGCCGAGUCCAGCCUCUACAUGCGGACUGUUAGGGCUACACUCAUCCUCAUUCCACUGCUCGGGAUUCAAUUUGUGCUCCUGCCCUACAAGCCUCAGGAGCAAUGGGUCUAUGAAAUCUAUCUCUACGUCAUGGAGAUCCUCAUCCACUAUCAGGGUCUCCUUGUGUCCACCAUAUUCUGCUUCUUUAAUGGGGAGGUUCAGAGCGUUUUGCGGAGACACUGGAAUCAGCAGCGGAUGCAGUUUGCUGGCACUUUUGCGAAUGCCGACCUCUUCCGCUCGGCCUCCUACGUGGCGUCGUCACUCACCGAAGUCCACCGCUGCUACAGCAUCGAGAGCACAGAGCACAACAACGGCAAAAGCUAUUCAGACAUAUUCCGAUCUGACAGCCCAUUUGUUUGA